UAUCUCGACCAGUCUGCAGCAGUCUCCUGUGUGCUGGAAAAAAAGACUCCUGUCUUCAUACCAAACCUUAUUCCAACAACUUCCAAGAACUCUGGGGGACAGUGAGAGAUGGAGAAAAGGGCAUGCGAGAUGCUGAAAGAUGCAUGAAGUCAGAAGCAAACAUAGCUGUCAAUGCUGUCUCCCAAGACAUUCCGCAGGAUCUUCCUGACACACCCGGGAACCCAAACAGUUGGGGUAUAGAGGAGUUAGCAGGCCAACUGGCCCUAGUGAAUGAGUUAAGCAGAGUUCACAGGCACUCAGGUGAGCCCCCCCUUAGAGAUGAUGUUUUAGCCAUCUUUAUGGAUGCGAGCAGCAGCUCUGAGACAAGGCACCGAAGACCAAACAUUGAGGAUGAAGAGAUUAUCCAGACAGUUCUGGAUUUGGAAGAGGAUUACAGCACGGCCAUCUCUGCUCUGCACCAACUGAACUAGCAAAACUGGCUCAAAGGUUUACAUAGGCAAAGACUUAAGAAACAACCGUUCUUAAACAUGGAGCCUUUCUGGGGGAAAAAAUGGCAGAUUCCAUGUAAUAUAAAGGUUCAAUUAAAAUAAUAGUAAUUUGCAAACUC
Mauremys reevesii (Reeves's turtle) is the source of this 607-nucleotide messenger RNA. RefSeq names its product chromosome 7 C3orf62 homolog (gene C7H3orf62). The record is from RefSeq and is a predicted model, not a curated record. Bases 123 to 470 code for a protein of 115 amino acids. The transcript has 4 exons. Lineage: Eukaryota; Metazoa; Chordata; Testudines; Geoemydidae.